Messenger RNA from Physella acuta, 1838 nucleotides. Its product is annotated as U4/U6 small nuclear ribonucleoprotein Prp4-like. Gene Ontology annotation, biological process: mRNA splicing, via spliceosome. Gene Ontology annotation, cellular component: U4/U6 x U5 tri-snRNP complex. Gene Ontology annotation, molecular function: protein binding; U4 snRNA binding; U6 snRNA binding. Lineage: Eukaryota; Metazoa; Mollusca; Gastropoda; Physidae. The record is from RefSeq and is a predicted model, not a curated record.
AAAAAAGCCGAUGUUACUUUUGGAAAAUCUGAAGUUACACUUUUUAAAACAAACAUGUCUGCUUCCAUGGAACGAUUUUAAAACAAAUUUUGACAUUGUUUAUUUAAUGAAAGUAUUGUAUUUCAAGUAGAAGUCUAGAUCUAUUUCCUUACACAGUUUAGUGUAAUUUAACUGUACUCAGAUCUAAUUAAAGAAAGCUCUGUUUUUACAUUGAGUUGUGUCAAAGAAUGUCUGAUGAUGAAAGCGGACCAGCCUUUGUCAAGCGCCAGAGAGUGAUCCAUUAUGGUAGUCUGGAGUCCACAGCCAAAGGUGGCGGUGACAGGAGCAGUGUGACUGCUGCUGUAGAAGCCGGGAAAGAGGCUGGACACAUUAACAUAACAGAUGGAGGUCACUUUGACCUUGAAGCAAGUGAGUCAGCUGUGCAAGCCGAAGCCUUGGCUGAGUUUGAAAAGAGAAAGAGGGCUAGGACAAUCCAAGUCUCAACAGAUGAUUCUGAGGUCAAGGCCAACUUGAGACAGAUCGGAGAACCUAUAUGUCUGUUUGGUGAAGGACCAGCAGAGAGAAGAGAGAGACUGAGGAAACUUUUAGUUGAGCUUGGAGAAAGUGCCAUCAAAAGGAAAAAAGAAGAAAAACAAAAAGAGCUGAAGAAGAAGGAGGAGGACAACAUCACUUGGUACCACGAGGGGCCUGCCAGUCUUAAAGAUGCCAGAUACUGGAUAGCUCAGUACUCAAUACGCAGGGCUUCAAAGAGAAUUCAGCAACAAAAAGCAGAUAAGUUAGCUCCCCUGACACAGAAGCAAGCUGAGGUCCAGCACUUACAGAAGAAAAUCAGGUCAGUGACCAAUGAUUGCAGCCAGAUAGGAGACAGCCGCCCCAUUUCCUACUGUUCCUUCAGCCCCAACUCACAGAUUCUAGCCACUGCUUCCUGGUCUGGCUUGUGUAAGCUCUGGUCUAUUCCUGACUGUACUUUUAUCAGGAAUCUCCGAGGUCACAACUGUAACGUGGGCUCCAUUGUGUUCCACCCACAAGCCACCCUCAGCCUGGACAACAAUUUAUGUUGUAUGGCCUCAUGUGGCCAGGAUGGCACAGUCAAGUUGUGGAGUCUUGAAAGUGAAGAGCCAGUGGCAGACAUUGAAGGUCAUGCGCCAUAUCGUGUGUCAAGGGUCAAGUACCAUCCUUCUGGAAGGUUCUUAGCCACAUGCUGCUUUGACAACUCCUGGCGACUUUGGGACCUUGAAGUACAAGAGGAAGUUCUCCAUCAGGAAGGCCACAGUGGUCCAGUCUAUGACAUAGCUUUUCAGUGUGAUGGUGCUUUAUCUAUCACAGGAGGCCUUGAUGCUUACGGUAGAGUGUGGGACCUCCGCUCUGGACGCUGUGUUAUGUUUUUAGAGGGACAUUUAAAGCCUGUGUUGGCCGUUGAUUUCAGUGAUGAUGGGUUUCAUGCUGCCACUGGUAGUGAAGACAACAGCACAAAGAUCUGGGACCUGCGACAGAGGAAGUGUGUCUACACCGUACCCUCACAUACAAACAUUGUUUCUGUGGUCAAAUUCCAACCCCAUCAUGGCAACUACUUGGUAACUGCAUCCUAUGAUGGGACAGCCAAGAUCUGGGCACAUCCCACAUGGGCACCAUUGAAGACUUUAGCUGGACAUGAGAGUAGGAUCAUGGGACUGGACAUAUCUAGUGACCUCAAGUACCUGGCCACAUGCUCGUACGACCGUACGUUCAAACUGUGGGUGUCUGAGCACGGAGCUGGAUUGUGAUAACACAUACAAAUGUUUUCAUUUUUUUAAUGUUCAAUAAAUUCAUAUGUACUACAAUUGUCUUAAAACUUUUUA